GGUUUUCCUUUGAUAAUAGGGGACCCGAAGCUCUAGGGAAGCUGCAUUCACCGUAUUUGGCCCUUCAAGGUGCUCGUCCUGCUCCAAGUCAUCCUUACCCAUCUGCAGGAGUCCAUAGGUCCACGGAAUCUCAUCCGAGUUGGGAUGAUGAGCAGAGAUCCUUUUUCAAAAAUUAUGAUACCCAGGCUCAAGAAAGGCCAUCUGCCGUCACAUCAUUUGUUGUUUCUCGUAAUUCUGGAACUAGUGUUACGGCCAAGAUUGCCAGAUUCCAAGACACAAAAGGGGCCAGAUCUCCUCCCUUUAUGUCUAAUGAUGAAAAUAUAAGAUAUUCCACUCAAGGUGUCCCUAGGAGUCACUUAGUUACUCCAAGAAUACGAUCGCCUCCCUUGGUCUCUUAUGAGGAUUUGCAUCCUUUUGUUGGAGUAGAAGGGCGUGCAUUUUCCUCCUCUGGAAUGGAAAAUCAGCCAAAGUUGCUAGAAGAUCAUGCUGAGUUGCAGGCUCAUCAGGGACCUUCUCUAGUAUCACAUUUUGAGGGCUCUUAUGCGUCUGGUAGAAAUUUUCCUGUCAAACAUGACGGUGUUCAAGUCCCAAAACGAACAAGGCCUUCUGUGUCACCUGUUAUGUUGAAUAAUGGAUCAAAUGCCAGUUUUAGUACUUGUGAUUCUCGGGUACAUCAAAGAUCUUUGGACUCUCCAAGCAAUACUAUUUCGGAAGCUGCUGCAAGCAAUUUGACGAGCAUCCCGGUUGCCAAAAGAACGAGGUCACCUCCUCUACUUCCUGAGGAUCAAGUCUUUAACGGGAACUCUUAUGCCACUGAAGAUGGUACUGAACGAGAAAUGCAAGCCAAGGCAAAGCGGUUAGCCCGGUUCAGGGUUGAAUUAACAAAAACUCUUCCAAACAAUCCUGACAUUGUAGAGCAGGGGGUUUCUACUGAAAUGGCUAUGGAUGGUACUGAUGGCAAUGCUUUAUUGGAGUAUGAAGGUGUGGAAUUGUCUGGUGUCAUCAUUGGGUUAUGCCCAGAUAUGUGUCCAGAGUCAGAAAGGGCAGAACGAGAAAGGAAAGGGGACCUUGAUCAGUAUGAGCGCUUGGAUGGGGAUAGAAAUCAAACAAGCAUAUCCCUUGCAGUUAAAAAGUAUAACAGAACAGCCGAGCGAGAUGCAAACUUGAUAAGACCGAUGCCGAUCCUGCAGAAGACAAUUGAUUAUUUGCUCAAUUUGCUCGAUCAGCCUUACAAUGAUAGGUUUCUUAGCAUAUAUAACUUCUUAUGGGAUAGGAUGCGAGCAAUCCGAAUGGAUUUGAGAAUGCAACACAUUUUUAACCAAGAGGCUAUUACUAUGCUGGAGCAAAUGAUAAGACUUCAUAUAAUUGCCAUGCAUGAAUUAUGCGAAUACUCAAGAGGAGAGGGCUUUGCGGAGGGGUUUGACACACACCUCAAUAUUGAACAGAUGAAUAAAACAUCUGUUGAAUUGUUCCAAUUGUAUGAUGAUCACAGAAAGAAAGGAAUAAACAUUCCUACGGAAAAAGAAUUUCGAGGUUACUAUGCCCUUCUCAAGCUGGACAAACAUCCUGGGUAUAUGGUUGAACCUGCAGAGCUCUCCCUUGAUCUUGCAAAGAUGACCCCAGACAUAAGACAAACUUCAGAGGUUCUAUUUGCACGUGAUGUAGCAAGAGCUUGCAGAACUGGUAAUUUUAUUGCCUUCUUUCGACUUGCGAGGAAAGCAAGUUACCUCCAAGCAUGCCUAAUGCAUGCUCACUUCUCAAAGUUACGAAGCCAGGCACUUGCUUCUGUGCAUGCAGGUCUCCAAAAUAAUCAAGGGAUCCCUGUUUCCGAUAUUGCCAAGUGGCUAGCAUUGGAGGAAGAGGAAAUUGAAAGCCUUUCAGAGUAUCACGGGUUUGUAAUAAAGUCAUUUCGAGAGCCAUAUAUGGUGAAGGAGGGCCCAUUUCUCAAUAGUGAUGAGGACUAUCCUACCAAGUGUUCUAAGCUUGUUGAUAUGAAAAAGUCAAGAAGGAUAAUCAAGGAUCUUUUAACUUCUACUCAACUCAUAUCCUUGUCUACUGAAGCAACAAAUGAGAUUCAGCUUAUUAAGAAAAAUAAGCCUGAACCAAAAACUGUUUCAUAUGCUGAAAGGAAAAGUCCUGUCCAUGAAGUCCCAGCCGUUGAAGUAAUAAAAUCCUUCCAUGAAGUUGAUGAAGAAAUGCCUAAUUUUGAAGCUGUUUCAUCCCCAAAAGAUGUCAGACAAAAGCAGCAAAUGAUUCAAAUACCUAUUUUUUCAUCUCCAGAGGUUUACAGACAAAAGCAGCAAACAAUUCAAACACCAAUUCUUGGUCAAUACACUGAACAUCCCCAACAGGUGGCCGCUGUCUCUCCUUCCCCAUUGGCUUUCUCAUCAUUUAAACCCCAGCCUGAUAAAGUUGGUACAAUGGAGAAGCCAAACUAUGAUGCUCUUUUCAGUAACUCUCCAGAGAAAAGCAUGCAUUCUGGCAUGGAAGGAAUGCCAUUGCAUAUUGAGUCAAAAACAGCUCUGCAAGACAGAUCUCCAGUUGAUACAUAUAGUUAUGGUGUGGAACAUCCAAUCAGAAAAAUUGUGGUCAUUAAUAAGGUGGAAGAUGAGGAACCUCCAGAUCUUGAUCAGGAAGAAGAAAAUAUUGAUGAUAUGGCAACUGAUCAACAUGAAGAAAUUGCUGAGGCGAAACUCAAGUUGAUACUAAGGUUAUGGAAGCGGCGUUCUUUGAAGCUAAGGGAACUGCGAGAGCAAAAGCAGUUAGCAGCAAACGCUGCAUUGAAUUCUUUAUCAUUGGGGCCACCAGUUCAACUCAAGAUAGACCAACCGAGCACAUCUGGUGAGUUUGACAUUGAUCUCAUUUUGAGGGAGAGAUAUAAAAAGCAAGGAAAAUCAUGGUCAAGACUUAAUGUUUCAGAUGUAAUAGCGGAUAUACUAGGGAGUAGAAACCCCGAUGCUAGAUGCCUCUGUUGGAAAACUGUUGUAUGUUCCCAGAUGAACAGUCUAGAAGGUGAACUGGGACAGAGGAGCCAUGUCUUGGGAGCAGGCCCAUGGUUGCUUUCAAAGCUCAUGCCUUUGGAAAAUGAUGUGGACGAUGAUGAUAAUGAUCUCGUAAUUUCAUCUCCUGGUGUGUCAGUAUGGAAGAAAUGGAUUCCUGGCCAACCUGGUUCAGAUCUGACCUGCUAUUUGUCUGUGGUUAAGGAUGCAAAUUUUGAUAAUCUAAUUGAAACUGUAUCUGGUGCAAGUGCUAUUUUGUUCCUUACAUCUGAAAGCAUCCCUUGGAAAUUGCAAAAAGUCCAGCUCCAUAACCUUCUGAUGUCAAUACCUUAUGGUUCCUGCUUGCCCCUUCUGAUCUUAAGUGGGUCAUACAACGACAUUGCAGAUCCUUCUUCCACAGUUGUUGAUAAUUUGGGUCUCCAUGACUUGGAUAAGUCACGAAUAAGCAGCUUUCUAGUUGUUCCCCUUGUUGAAAACCAGCAAACGGAACAAGUGGAUGGGUUUUUCAGUGACAGCCGACUGAGGGAGGGGCUCAGAUGGCUUGCAAGUGAAUCACCUCUUCAGCCCAUUCUUCAUCAUGUAAAAACACGUGAACUCAUUCUUAGCCACUUGAAUUCUUCGUUGGAUUCACUAGACAAAAUGAAAGAUUAUGAAGUAGGUCCAGACAACUGUAUCCUUGCCUUCAAUGAAGCCUUGGGUCGGUCACAGAAGGAAAUUGCUGCUGCUGUCCGGGAAAAUCCUUGCAGUUGGCCUUUCCCUGAGAUUGCUUUACUCGAGGAGUGUAGUGAUGAGUACAGGGUUGUGAAGUGGUACUUGCCAAGCAUAGGAUGGAGCGCAGUGCAAAAAGUUGAACCAUUGAUUUCAGCUCUAGGUGAUUCUAAGCUUCCAGAUUUUCCUGACAAUAUUUCGUGGUUGCCCAGAUGUAAUGCUGGAGAGGAGAUUGAAAACCUGAGAAUUGAACUUGAAAAUGGCUUAAUCGAAUACCUGACACAUUCAAGUAAGAUGAUGGGGCUUGCACUUGCUAUGAAAGAGGCACAUGUAAUGUUGCAAAGAAGUUGUCGACUUGAGCGCGAUGACUCGUGCUGCUACAUUGUUCCGAAGUGGGUUAUGAUUUUCAGACGAAUCUUCAACUGGCAGUUAAUGGGUUUAGCCAGUGGGACCUUUUCAUCAGCUUAUAUCUUGGACUGUCCUCAUCUUAACACAGCUUUUGGAAACCUCGGUAAGAUGGGGCUUGAAGAUAGCGGACCUUCACCUUAUUAUCUUGAUCAGCCAUCUCUGGAUGAAGUCAUUGCAGCUAGCUAUAGCCCUCUUUUGUCCCAUAGAAAUCAGGCCUUGCUAGAAGCUGAUCGAACUCUUCCUGAAACAUCUCCCAAUGGUGAAAUUCAUGAGACCCCUAACACAAAUGACUUGAUGGAGAUGGAGGAUGAAAGACGUUUAAUGCAUGAUGAUCAAGCAAUGAUAGACGAUGCAUCUCGCGUAAAUGGGACACUAGAGAAUGCUGGCAGAGAUAUAGUGAUGGCUGGAGAAGUAACAAAGGGAGCUGAAAAAUUAAGCAUGUUGUUAGAACAGUGUAACAUAUUACAGAAUGUGAUAGACGAGAAGCUGUCCAUUUAUUUCUGAUCUGCUAAUAAUUUUGUACUAGUAAUUUUUUUUCGUAAGAAUUUUGUACAAUUGUAACAACAGAAAUUUGAAGUAAAAGCUGCCUUGCAUC
This is a messenger RNA of Prunus avium (sweet cherry), 4710 nucleotides long. NCBI's taxonomy places the organism in Eukaryota, Viridiplantae, Streptophyta, Magnoliopsida, Rosales, Rosaceae. The record is from RefSeq and is a predicted model, not a curated record.